AUGAAGCUAAUAAAGUUUGACAAAUUUGAUAAGCCUUGCCUUUAAUCUUAGCAUGAAAUCAAAAUAACAACCAAUCUUAUUAGAACUCCAAAAUAAAGUCAAUCUUAAACAUUUAUUACAUUCAAAUCAUCACCUGUUAAUUCAAAAAAAAGUAGUGUUCAUCGACAAUCAACUCAUUUGACACAACACAAAAGCUAAAUUUCUCACAACCAUAUAAAUAACAAAAUCCAAAUACUGUCCUAAUAAAAUGCAAUUUUAACAUUUUAAGAAUGCAUUUCCAUUCUUUGCGAUUUUAAAUCCACUUCGCCUUUGCUAUUAUAUAAUAAAAAAUUACCUUAAAAAACAAAGGAGAAAAUGGACUAAAUUUCUAGUAUUGUUGAUCAAAUGUUACCCUAAGACAGUAAGGAAGAGAUGAGAAGAUCAAAAACUCUAAAUCAGGAGAAAAUUUAAUAAAUGAUGAAGCUCCUCAUGUAAGAAAAACAAUAAAAAUAUUAAGCAAUAAAAUCUGGUGAGAGCUUGAUCAAAUAGUAAUAAGAAUAAAUUUAAUCCUUAAAAACCAGAAUAUCUUUAUAUAGACCAAGUCAUGAUGAUAUAUGA
Molecule: messenger RNA, 597 nt
Organism: Paramecium tetraurelia
Lineage: Eukaryota; Ciliophora; Oligohymenophorea; Peniculida; Parameciidae
Exons: 2
Source: RefSeq, a predicted model, not a curated record